Molecule: messenger RNA, 1575 nt
Organism: Lodderomyces orthopsilosis Co 90-125
Lineage: Eukaryota; Fungi; Ascomycota; Pichiomycetes; Serinales; Debaryomycetaceae
Gene: ERG5
Product: C-22 sterol desaturase
Exons: 1
Coding region: 1-1575 (524 amino acids)
Biological process (GO): sterol metabolic process
Molecular function (GO): iron ion binding; monooxygenase activity; heme binding
Source: RefSeq, a predicted model, not a curated record
AUGGAUAGCUUUAAUCAAACAGUUGGCUUGGCUGGGUCGAGCCACACCAAUCAAGUUUACAACUUUCUAACAUCAAAUAAGCAAAUUAACUACGUUUAUCAAUUAUAUUUGUCAGCUUCAUGGGUUCAAAUCGUCAUUGCAUCUGUUGUAUUAGUCUUAUCAUAUGAUCAAAUCAAGUAUCAGUUAAACAAAGGUUCAAUUGCUGGUCCCAAAUUGAAAAUCUGGCCGAUUAUUGGUCCAUUUUUGGAAUCAUUGGACCCUAAGUUUGAAGAGUACAAGGCUAAAUGGGAUAGUGGUGCUUUGAGUUGUGUUUCCAUCUUUCACAAGUUUGUUGUUAUUGCGUCGACAAGAGACUUGGCUAGAAAGAUUUUGUCGUCACCAAAAUAUGUCAAACCUUGUGUUGUUGAUGUUGCAAUCAAGAUUUUAAGACCAACCAAUUGGGUUUUCCUUGAUGGUAAGGAACAUACUGAUUAUCGUAGAUCAUUAAAUGGUCUUUUUUCACAAAAGGCAUUGGAAGUUUAUAUUCCAGUUCAAGAGAAAUAUAUGGAUAUCUAUCUUGAAAAAUAUUUAAACUACAAUGGUCCCAGAAAAUUCUUUCCCGAAUUUAGAGAAUUACUUUGUGCUUUAUCAUUGAGGACAUUUUGUGGUGACUACAUCACUGAAGAUCAAAUUUCAUUAAUUGCUGAUAAUUAUUUUAGAAUCACUGCGGCUUUGGAAUUGGUUAAUUUCCCCAUUAUUAUCCCAUACACCAAGACCUGGUACGGUAAAAAGAUUGCUGAUGAUACCAUGAAGAUUUUUGAAAAAUGCGCCUCCAUGGCAAAAGAACAUAUUGGCCACGGUGGUAAACCAACUUGUGUUAUGGAUGAAUGGAUUUACUUGAUGAAGGAAGCUAAAGAUAAACAUUUGGAUGAUCCUGAAUCAAAGUUGUUGAUUAGAGAGUUUUCCAAUAGAGAAAUUAGUGAAACUAUUUUCACCUUUUUAUUUGCCAGUCAAGACGCUUCCAGUUCGUUGGCAUGUUGGCUUUUCCAAAUUGUUGCUGAUAGACCAGAUGUUGUUGAAAAGAUUAGAGAAGAACAAUCGAGAGUAAGAAAUGGCGACAUUAAUGUCAAAUUGGAUUUGGAAUUGAUUCAAAAAAUGAAGUACACCAACAAUACCGUUAGAGAAACACUUAGAUACAGACCACCAGUCUUGAUGGUGCCAUACGUUGUUAAAAAAAACUUUCCAAUAACUGAUUCUUAUACAGCCCCAAAAGGUUCAAUGGUCAUCCCUACAUUAUAUCCUGCAUUACAUGAUCCUGAAGUUUUCGAAGAUGCCGAAAGUUUUAUUCCUGAGCGUUGGGAAAACCCUACUGGGGACAUGGACAAACGUAACUGGUUACCUUUCGGUGUUGGACCUCAUGUUUGUCUUGGUCAAAAGUACGUUUUGAUGUUGUUCACUGGUAUGCUUGGUAAAUUCCUUAUGGGAGCUGACUUGGUGCACCACAAGACUGAUUUGAGUGAGGAAAUUAAAGUGUUUGCUACCAUUUUCCCAAAGGAUGACUUGAUUCUUGAGUUCAGGAGGAGAGAGACUGUUUAA